AGUAUUUGUUACGCGAGUUGUGCCCUGAAGUUAGAUCGCGAACAAAUAGAGCACUUCUAUCGCUUACGUCUUCGAAGAGAUGCCAUAUUUACCGAAGCGCUGACCGCUCUUAUAAUCGCCACUCUGUCUAAACUCGAUUGUCAUUCAUUUAUGCAAACUGUAACUCAAACACAAACUGUGUUAUCACAACACGAGGCACUCCUCAGCUGUCACGCCGACGAGAUGUCAAUGUUGGAGGACAUGCACUACGCUAUCAAUCAAUUGAACACUUGUGUUAAAUUUGUAUUUCAAAAGUCCAGUGAAUUGAGUUUUCAGCCAAAAAUUGAAGGCAACAGAGUGACAUUUUAUGUCCGAGAUUUGCCGACAACUCUAAACAGAAUUGAGACAAACCUCUUGUCAUUACUCUUUAACAUUGGAAUCAACGAAUACGCGACUCUUGCAGAAACUUUGGGUUCCGUUAAACUUCAAGAAACAAUUAACAAAGAAAACUAUUUGCGAUUAGAAGCCCAUGUGAUUAAAUAUUGGUCGAAUAGCCCGAUAGCCAAUUCACAGAUGGGUUCACUAAAGUCCGAGAUUUGGUCGAAUAGAGCCAAAAAUAUCCGUGUCUUACAUUUGGCCGAAGAAGUGGUUCAAUGUGUUGAUGGCAUUCGCUUCACGAGCUGUAAGAGCGCUAAAGACAGGACUUCGAUGGCCGUCACUCUAGAAGAAGCUCGUCUUUGUGCGCAACUCUUUGAUAUCUGUGAAGUGAAUGAAAUGCAAUGGUUUCAGACCGUUGUCGACACUCUUCGAAGUGAGGGCACCCGUCGGGAGAACACUAAGAAGAAUGUGGGCGUUGCUAAGUAUGCAUUCAAUUCAUUACAAUUGAUGACAUUUCCCAAACUGUUGAGAGCCCCGAACGGCACCUAUUCAUCGAUUGAGACUUAAAAUUUCUUACUCUAAUUAACCGGUUAUUUAUUGAUACAAAUUUAUUAUAAUUAAAAUCACUUUUAUUGAAUACAUAUAAUAUAUAUUUAAAAUAACUUAAAUUUAUACUCUAAGUCAUACACCUAUUUGUUGGCUGAAACUCAUUAUAAUUCAGUGCCA
Molecule: messenger RNA, 1083 nt
Organism: Medioppia subpectinata
Lineage: Eukaryota; Metazoa; Arthropoda; Arachnida; Sarcoptiformes; Oppiidae
Source: the annotation of a GenBank genome assembly